UAACAUACGACUCAUUGGUGGCAUUAACCCCUGCUCUGGUCGAGUGGAGAUCUUGCAUGGUGGCCAGUGGGGAACAGUGUGUGAUGAUGGCUGGGAUAUAAAUGAUGCAGAGGUGGUGUGUAGACAGCUUGGAUGUGGUAAUGCCACUAGUGCUGCUCAAAGCACCCACUUUGGUCAAGGAAGUGGCCCAAUAUGGCUUGAUGAUGUUGGGUGUUCUGGAAGUGAACGCAUCAUCACACAGUGCUCUCAUAAUGGAUUUGGGAUACACAAUUGUGUUCAUGGUGAAGAUGCUGGUGUAACCUGCGCAGCCUUUUCUCCUCCAGUCCACAGCCGCCUCACUACCUUCCAUUUCAGUCCGGGUGGCAUGAAUCAGGCUGCGGCUCGGGCAGCUUGCAGAGACAAUUACAUCGACCUCGUCACUCUGUACUCUGAUGAAGACAACACUGAACUGGAGAAUAUGAUGAUGAAGGCUGGUGUUGGCGCAGGAUGGAUCGGUCUCUAUCGCGGUCAGUUCAGUGAGAAAUGGUCUAAUGGUGAUCCUGUAACAUUCAGAAAUCUGACAGGGGAUUGUGGGACAUCGAGCUGCUGUGCUGCUAUGAAACCUGAUGGUUCAUGGGAAAGUCUUCAGUGCACAGGGACGAGAUAUUUCAUGUGCUAUGAACAAGAUCCUUCUUCUCAGACUCCUAAUUAUCAUCUAAUCCGUGAGAAUAAGACCUGGUAUGAAGCUCAGCGUUACUGCAGGGGGAAAUACACUGACCUGGUCAGCAUCAGAGAUCAGCAGCAAAAUGAAGAGGUGAAGAUUAAAGGGUUAAACAGCAGCACGUCCUUCUGGAUCGGCCUGCUGCGUGAUGACUGGCAGUGGACUGAUGGAGGAAACUCCACCUACAGAAACUGGGCGAGCGGUGAACCUUUAUCAUCACCAUACAACUGUGUAAAACUGUGGCAGGGGAAGUGGAUUUCAGAGCCGUGCAGUAAUUAUUACUACACUCUGUGCUACGCUUCCAUCCAUGUGAGUGAUGUGGCUCUGAGCUGGGAGAAAGCGCUGGAUUACUGUCAUGAAGGGAACAGGGCUGGAAUUCUGAACAUCGAUUCUGAAGCUGAACAGGAAGAGUUGGAGUCUGAGCUCAGGAGGAGGCGUGUCCCCCCAGGGUCUCUGUGGGUGGGGCUUGGACCGAACCGUCUCUCUGAGAUGAAGGCGUCGUCCCGUCCGCUGACCUGCGAGGACGUAAAGAGACAGACAGAACCUCCGCUGUCUCACUGCCCUGCUGACACACACACUGCAGAAGCAGCACCUGAUUAUGUGAUGGACUCUGCUGAACUUCGAGUCGUGUGUAAAUUGAAAUAAAAGGCGGUUUUCUCGAUGCUGGAAGAACAGAGCACUGCACAGUUUAGGGUUUUCCAGCACUAACUCACCUGAACCCUUCAUUAUGCACUUGUUCACUAGGUGAUGAGUUGAAUCAGGUGUCAUAGAGCAGGAAAAAGCCUAAAGUGUGCAGGAACUGUUCACACACUCAGAGCUUUACACACCAGUUCACAUUCACAAUCAUAUUCAGAAUAUGCACUUAAGGCUUUCAGAUGAAUUCAUACAAAUACACACAUUUUUAAGCUGUUAAUCCUUUUCUCCAAAUUCCUGUUUGAGAUAAAAUUCAUGAAAGUUGUUUCUUUUCUAUUAUCAUUUCAGCAUAUAAUAAGAAAAUGUAAUUAUAUUAACUUUUGUUGUGAUACCUUUUGUGUUGUUUCUCUUUAUUUGCAGCAGGCGAGUGUUUUUAAUGAUCUGAUUUUACUAAAGUAGAGUUUUUGGGCUUUGGGGUUUAGUAGCUGAAUAAACACUGAUGUUGAGUUUAGAAACUAUGGAUGUUCUAUAUUAAUACAAUGUAAUCUGAUCUUUUUACAGUAUAUUCUUUUUUUUAUUCUUCUUUAUUUUUUAUUCUAAAUGCAACUGUGUUUUUAUUUUUCAAAAAGUGUGUCUUAAAGGUCAUUGCAUUCAUUAUUAUUUUAUCUGUUAAAAAUGAGUGAAAACGCUGUAAAUUCUCGCAGAAUGAAUUUGAGUGGAUAUGAAACACUAGCUGCAGCGUGUUAUAUACUCAGAUUGUAAGAUUUCAGGAUUUUUUUUUAAUUUACAUUUCCAAAAGUGUAUUACGGUCAAUUUUCUCAGAGCUUUUACUGUAUUUAGAGGCUUUUUCUUUUCCCUUCUCUUAGUUUUAAGAACUGGUUUGAAAUCUAAUUCUU
Pangasianodon hypophthalmus (striped catfish) is the source of this 2229-nucleotide messenger RNA. Its product is annotated as macrophage mannose receptor 1-like. The record is from RefSeq and is a predicted model, not a curated record. The transcript is spliced from 4 exons. Bases 365 to 1345 code for a protein of 326 amino acids. Lineage: Eukaryota; Metazoa; Chordata; Actinopteri; Siluriformes; Pangasiidae.